AUGGCUUCCCCGGAUGCACAGAAACAGAAGAAAGCGAAGGCGGCGGCCACCUCUACAUACCCUCUAGAGAUGCAACCUGUCCCUGCGUUUUUUGAUCAUCGUAUAAAGAUGUUUGAAGAGUUGAAAGCCGAAUAUGAUGCAUCGGUGAAGGCUAAACCUCGUGAGGAUAUCACUAUCACAAUGCCGGACGGAUCGACAAAGUCGGGUAAGAGUUGGGAUACAAGUCCUAUGGAUAUCGCAAAGGAAAUCUCGAAAAGUCUUUCUGAACGCGUUGUCAUCGCUAAAGUUGAUGGUAACGUCUGGGAUCUUGAAAGACCGUUGGAGGCAUCUUGCAAGCUGGAAUUGCUUGAUUUCGAGCAUCCUGAAGGAAAGCGCGUUUUCUGGCAUUCAUCUGCCCAUGUUCUCGGCGAAGCGUCCGAAAAGCAUUAUGGAUGUCACCUCUGCCUUGGUCCUCCCACUGAUGACGGUUUCUUCUACGAGAUGGGCAUCGAAGACAGAGCCGUUACCGUAGCAGACUAUCCCGCUUUAGAAAAAGUUUCUGAGAGUGCUAUCAAGGAAAAGCAGAAGUUUGAACGCCUGAUAGUUUCUAAAGAGAAACUUUUGGAGAUGUUUGGGUAUAACAAGUUCAAAAAAUACUUGAUUGAAACCAAGGUUCCCGACGGCACAUCUACCACGGUAUAUCGAUGUGGGCCUAUGAUAGAUCUUUGCGUCGGACCACAUAUACCGCAUACCGGCAAAAUCAAAGCUUUCAUGAUUACCAAGAGUUCUGCGUCAUAUUUCCUAGGAGAUUCCAAUAAUGAAUCUUUGCAGCGGAUAUACGGUAUCUCCUUCCCAGAUAAAAAGCAGUUGUCGGAGUACAAAAUUUUCCUUGCGGAGGCUGCAAAGCGGGAUCACAGGAAGAUCGGAAAGGAGCAAGACCUUUUCUUCUUCAACGAUCUCAGUCCCGGAAAUUGCUUCUUUUUACCUCACGGCACCCGCAUUUACAAUGCACUUAUCGAGCUGCUUCGGUCCGAGUAUUUUAAGCGAGGUUACCAGGAAGUCAUCUCGCCAAACAUGUAUAGCAGCAAAUUGUGGGAAACGUCAGGGCACUGGCAAAACUAUAAAGACGAUAUGUUUGUACUGGACGUUGAAAAGGAGAAAUGGGCCCUCAAACCGAUGAACUGCCCGGGGCAUUGUCUCAUCUUUGAUUCAAGAGACCGUAGCUACAAGGAGUUGCCUAUUCGUAUGGCAGAAUUUGGUAUUCUACAUCGUAAUGAAGCUUCGGGUGCGUUAACGGGAUUGACGCGCGUACGGAGAUUCGUUCAGGACGAUACUCAUGUCUUUUGUAUGCCAUCCCAGCUCGAGGACGAGAUCAGUGCGCUCUUCGACUUUAUGCAACACGUCUACGGGAUGUUCGGAUUUGAAUUCUAUCUCGAGCUCUCUACGCGUCCGGAUAAUUACUUGGGCAAGAUUGAAACCUGGGACGUCGCGGAAAAUCAACUGAAGAAGGCUCUGGACAAGCACUAUCCAGGGCAAUGGGAGCUUAAUCCAGGUGAUGGCGCUUUCUAUGGCCCCAAGAUUGAUAUCACUGUCCGAGAUGCUCUGCGCCGAUCAUUCCAAUGCGCAACGAUCCAACUGGACUUCCAACUUCCUGAGCGGUUCAAUCUCAAAUAUCGAUCAGCAGAAGACUUUGGCAAUCCAGACAAGCCCCCAUCGAGACCGGUUAUGAUUCAUCGUGCAAUCCUUGGAAGUAUGGAGCGAUUCAUUGCCAUCGCUACGGAGCAUUUUGCUGGGAAAUGGCCGUUUUGGCUAUCUCCACGCCAGAUUGUUGUGAUCCCUGUUGCCGCUCCUUAUAAAGACUAUGCAGGCCAAAUCGUCGACCGGCUCUCAGCUCUAGGACUUUACGCCGAAGUCGAUAAUUCGGACAACACUCUUCCCAAAAAGAUUCGUAAUGGCGAGAUUUCCCAAUACAACUUUAUCCUUGUUGUUGGUCAAGAAGAGCUAGAUGCUCAGUCAGUAAAUGUUCGAAAUCGGGAUGAUAUCGGGACGAAAUCUAAGGGCCAAAUGGUUCCGCUGGAUGAAAUCGUGGCCAAGUUUGUGGAAUUGAAAGCAUCUAGAAGGCUGGAGAACCAGUUUAUAUGA
Messenger RNA from Guyanagaster necrorhizus, 2121 nucleotides. RefSeq names its product threonyl-tRNA synthetase. Gene Ontology annotation, biological process: threonyl-tRNA aminoacylation. Gene Ontology annotation, molecular function: ATP binding; threonine-tRNA ligase activity. The record is from RefSeq and is a predicted model, not a curated record. Gene Ontology annotation, cellular component: mitochondrion; cytoplasm. The transcript is spliced from 14 exons. NCBI's taxonomy places the organism in Eukaryota, Fungi, Basidiomycota, Agaricomycetes, Agaricales, Physalacriaceae. The coding region runs from base 1 to 2121 and encodes 706 amino acids.